Molecule: messenger RNA, 3176 nt
Organism: Ictidomys tridecemlineatus (thirteen-lined ground squirrel)
Lineage: Eukaryota; Metazoa; Chordata; Mammalia; Rodentia; Sciuridae
Gene: Spg7
Product: SPG7 matrix AAA peptidase subunit, paraplegin
Biological process (GO): mitochondrial protein processing
Cellular component (GO): m-AAA complex; membrane
Molecular function (GO): ATP binding; zinc ion binding; metalloendopeptidase activity
Source: RefSeq, a predicted model, not a curated record
AGGUGCACCACUGCGCAGGCGUGGCCCCGGGACCAUGGCGGCCGCGUUGCUGCUCCUGCGCGCCCUCCGCCGAGGACCCUGGCCGGGUCCGGGGCGGCUCUGGGGCUCGGGCCUCCUCGCCGGGGCUGGGAGCAGGCGGCCGUACGUGGUCCGCAGGCCCCCGGUGGGUGUCGCCGAAGAUGGCGGCCGGGCCCUGCAGAGUUUGCAAUUGCGAACGCUAACCCCAACCUUUGAAGGGAUCAGGGGAUUGUUACUGAAACAGCAUCUACUUCAAAAUCCAUUCAGACUCUGGCAACUUUUAGGUGGUACUUACUAUUUCAACACCUCAACGAUGAAGCAGAAAAAUAACGACAAUGAUAAAUCCAAGAGGAAGGCCCCUGAAGAUGACGAAGAGGAGAGGAGAAGGAAGCAGCGGGAGGACCAGAUGUACCGCGAGCGGCUUCGCACCCUGCUUGUCAUCGCCAUCGUCAUGAGCCUGCUGAACUCUCUGAGCUCCAGCGGGGGCAGCAUUUCCUGGAACGACUUUGUCAAGGAGAUGCUGGCCAAAGGCGAGGUGCAGCGUGUGCAGGUGGUACCUGAGAGCGAUGUGGUGGAAGUCUACCUGCACCCUGGAGCCGUGGUGUUUGGGCGACCUAGACUGGCCUUGAUGUACCGAAUGCAGGUUGCCAACAUUGACAAGUUUGAGGAGAAGCUCCGAGCAGCUGAAGACGAGCUGCACAUCGAGAGCAAGGACAGGAUCCCAGUUUCCUAUAAGCGCACUGGAUUCUUUGGAAAUGCCCUGUAUGCCCUGGGGAUGACCGCGGUGGGCUUAGCCAUCCUGUGGUAUAUUUUCCGUCUGGCUGGGAUGACGGGAAGGGAAGGCGGAUUCAGUGCUUUCAAUCAACUCAAAAUGGCUCGUUUCACAAUUGUGGAUGGGAAGUCAGGGAAGGGCGUGAGCUUCCAGGAUGUGGCAGGAAUGCACGAGGCAAAGCGGGAAGUCCGAGAGUUUGUGGACUACCUGAAGAGCCCGGAGCGCUUCCUUCAGCUUGGUGCCAAGGUUCCAAAAGGUGCACUGUUACUCGGUCCCCCUGGCUGUGGGAAGACACUACUGGCCAAGGCAGUAGCCACUGAAGCCCAGGUGCCCUUCUUGGCAAUGGCUGGCCCGGAAUUUGUGGAGGUCAUUGGAGGCCUAGGUGCUGCCCGUGUGCGUAGCCUCUUCAAGGAAGCCCGUGCCCGAGCCCCCUGCAUAGUGUACAUUGAUGAGAUUGACGCCGUGGGCAAGAAGCGCUCCACCUCCACGUCCAGCUUCUCCAGCACCGAGGAAGAGCAGACCCUCAACCAACUCCUGGUUGAGAUGGAUGGCAGCUGCUGUGGAAUGCCAAGAGGGCCCUGGCAGCAGUGGUGCCCCACCCGUGUCCUCACAGCCUUUGGACCCCAGGCUUCUCCCGCAGCCCUGCCAGGGAUGGGCACCACAGACCAUGUCAUUGUGCUGGCAUCCACAAAUCGAGCCGACGUUUUGGACAUGGCUCUGAUGAGGCCGGGCCGCCUGGACCGUCAUGUCUUCAUUGACCUUCCCACACUGCAGGAGAGGCGGGAGAUCUUCGAGCAGCACCUGAAGAGUCUGAAGCUCACCCAAGCCAGCAGCUUCUACUCCCAGCGGCUGGCAGAACUGACACCCGGAUUCAGUGGUGCUGACAUCGCCAACAUCUGUAACGAGGCUGCGCUGCACGCCGCACGGGAAGGGCACACGUCUGUGCACACCUUCAGCUUUGAAUAUGCAGUGGAGCGUGUGGUGGCUGGGACUGCUAAAAAGAGCAAGAUCCUCUCCAAGGAGGAGCAGAGGGUGGUCGCCUUUCACGAGUCAGGCCACGCCUUGGUUGGCUGGCUGCUGGAGCACACGGAGGCUGUGAUGAAGGUCUCCAUAGCACCUCGGACCAAUGCCGCCCUGGGCUUUUCUCAGAUGCUCCCAAGAGACCAGCACCUCUUCACCACAGAGCAGCUGUUCGAGCGGAUGUGCAUGGCCCUGGGUGGUCGAGCAGCUGAGGCGAUCUCCUUCAGCAGGGUCACUUCUGGGGCCCAGGAUGACCUGAAGAAGGUCACCCGCAUCGCUUACUCCAUGGUGAAGCAGUUUGGGAUGGCACCUGGCAUCGGGCCUGUCUCCUUUCCCGAGGCACAAGAGGGCUUCGUGGGCAUCGGACGACGCCCCUUCAGCCAGGGCCUCCAGCAGAUGAUGGACCAUGAAGCAAAACUGCUGGUGACCAAGGCCUACAGACACACCGAGAAGGUGCUGCUGGACAACCUAGACAAGCUGCAGGCGCUGGCAAAUGCCCUUCUGGAAAAGGAAGUGAUAAACUAUGAGGACAUUGAGGCUCUCAUUGGCCCACCGCCCCAUGGGCCUAAGAAAAUGAUUCCACCACAGAGGUGGAUCGAUGCCCAAAGGGAGCAGCAAGCUUCCGGGGAGGAGGAGGUGGCCCAGCAGCCUACACCCCAGGGGGAAGAGCCCUCUUGGCCCAGAUAGCUGCAGCUCUUCGACCGCACCUCCGUGAUCCAGGGCUUCUCCCCAGCAGCCCCUCACCCCCGCCCCAUUUCCUGACGUGUGAGAUUUGCACCUUGCGCCUGUGGAGCCUUCCAGGCCUCUGUAGCGGGCCUGUCUGCUGGUCUCUGUCAGUGUUAGCGACCUCUUCAGAGGCAGCUGGCACUCCUGGUACUUGCACAUCGCUCCCAUCAGGAAUGCACGUGGAGGUGCCCCAGUUCCCAGGUCCAGGACUCGCACCUGCACGUGUGGCUGCGUGGUCCAGAGACAGCCCAGCAGCCAGACUGAAGCCAGGCCUGUUGAGACCCCCACGGAGUGCUAACAGGGUCCGCCAUGGAGGGCCUCUUCUCAUGGCACUCACUCAGCAAGGGGACAACAGCUUUGGGACUGGGUACUGAGCCCUAGAGGAUUCAAACAUGGCCCUGUGGACAGCUGUGAGAAGGGAAGCUCUCCUCUCUGGUCCAGCCUUGUGUGGGGGGAAACACCUUGGUUUUGACCCUGGUGAGGGUCGCGCUGCUUCACUGACGAGUUCUGUGGUGGGCUGGGGGGCAGCUUGGGUUAGCGCGUGCCGAACGAGCACACUCUGGUCCAUCCCCAACACCACAAAGAAAAAUAAAAUCCUGCAGGUGGAGAGCCUCUGUGCUGCACUGCCCAGGUUACAGAG